Sinocyclocheilus grahami is the source of this 2703-nucleotide messenger RNA. Its product is annotated as inositol hexakisphosphate kinase 1-like. The transcript is spliced from 5 exons. The record is from RefSeq and is a predicted model, not a curated record. Gene Ontology annotation, biological process: inositol phosphate biosynthetic process; phosphatidylinositol phosphate biosynthetic process. The coding region runs from base 182 to 1486 and encodes 434 amino acids. NCBI's taxonomy places the organism in Eukaryota, Metazoa, Chordata, Actinopteri, Cypriniformes, Cyprinidae. Gene Ontology annotation, molecular function: inositol hexakisphosphate kinase activity. Gene Ontology annotation, cellular component: cytoplasm; nucleus.
GAGGCAGCAUUAAGGAUCAUCCCCAGCGCUCCCGGCGCUCUUUAUCAUCCCAGCGCUCAGCGUGCUGGCUCCUCCCCCUCCCGGCGGCAGCGUGCGCUCUCAGCCGCCCCCGUGCACCCCGCGCUCGCCAGGCCUGCGCGCCCGAGCCCAUGCCCCCAGCUCCGCGCGGCCCUCCAACGCCAUGUGUGUCCCACACACUAUGGAGGCGGGCAAGCACAGCGCCAGCCAGGGACAGGGCAGCUGCGCCGGGGUCCCCCUGGAGCCGUUCAUUCACCAGGUGGGCGGCCACACCAGCAUGAUGCGUUACGAUGACCACACCAUCUGCAAGCCGCUCAUCAGCCGAGAGCAGCGCUUUUACGAGUCCCUGCCUUCAGAGAUGAAGGAGUUCACCCCCGAGUACAAAGGUGUGGUGCUGGUGUGUUUUGAGGGUGACUCUGAUGGCUACAUCAAUCUGGUGGCAUAUCCAUAUGAGGAGAGCGAGGGGCUGGACCACGAAGAGUUGUCCGAAAGAGAUCAGCCACGCCGAAAACACUCUCGCCGUAGCCUCCACCGCUCCAGCAGCGAGCACAAAGAGGACCGACCUGCUCACGACGGCGACGGCAACGACAAUCUGCAGGAGUUGAAGAGUCCUCGCCUGGACCUACAGAUGCAUUCGGAUGUGCCCUUCCAGAUGCUAGACAGCAACAGCGGCCUGAGCUCAGAGAAGAUCAGCCACAACCCCUGGAGUCUGCGCUGCCACAAACAACAGCUCAGCCGCAUGCGCUCCGACUCCAAAGACAGGAAACUCUACAAAUUUCUGCUGCUGGAGAAUGUAGUCCAUCAUUUCGUCUACCCCUGCAUCCUGGACUUGAAGAUGGGCACCCGGCAGCACGGCGACGACGCGUCAGAGGAGAAAGCCGCCCGCCAGAUGAAGAAGUGCGAGCAGAGCACGUCUGCCACAUUAGGAGUGCGUGUGUGCGGCAUGCAGGUCUACCAGAUGGACACCGGUCACUAUCUAUGCAGGAACAAGUACUACGGCCGUAGUCUUUCUAUUGAGGGAUUUCGACACGCACUUUUUCAGUUCAUGCACAAUGGGACGCAGCUGCGCAAAGACCUUUUUGAGCCCAUCCUGCGCACACUAUGCAGCCUGAAGGCUGUGCUGGAGCGCCAGGCCUCAUACCGCUUCUACUCCAGCUCGCUGCUCAUCAUAUACGAGGGCAAGGACCCCGAGUCUGUGAACGCUGGCUGGCAGAAACCCUCAGAGCUGCCAUCAGAAAAGCAAAAUCAGGCCACACCGCUUGGGUCUGUGGAGAGCCCGCCGGCCUCAGAGCCCCACACGCCUCCUCGGAUGCUGAGUGUGGAUGUGCGCAUGAUAGACUUUGCCCACAGCACCUUCAAAGGCUUCCGGGAUGACCAAACGGUCCACGACGGACCUGACCGUGGCUACGUGUUCGGACUAGAGAGCCUCAUCAACAUUUUGCAGGAAAUCCGCAAGGAGAACCAGUAGCCGAACCCACUGCUCCUUCAGUUGCCACCCAGCAACUUCAUGCAAACUGUUGACAUUUUCAUAGAAAAACAAAGAUGUUUGUAAAAAUUGCACAUCGACUCAAAACUAAAGGCGUGUUAUAAUUUGAACCGUGAGGGAUCCGUGCACACAAGAAAUGGAGGUGACCUCUAGCUAUGAAGGUAUGAAGGUUCUGCUGUCAGAAAAGAAAUGGCUCAACAGAAGAUGGUUUCAGUUUGUUUGUCACCUGUAUUCAUCGCCACCAUGUGGCCCGCUGAAGCACUGCAGGAAUGAACUCAGGCCUGUUGUCAGGGUCUCUCUUAGAGAGUGUGUGUGUGUGUGUGUGUGUGUGUGUCACAUUUCACCUCAAAAUAAGAAAGAUGUUAUAUUGCAUAAAUAAAGCCUGUUUUAGGACCUUUAAGAUUUUUGUGACAUUAUUUUCAUGAUAAAUUUAGCCUGAAAGCAUUUCAUCCCAAAUUCUUAUUAUAAUGCAAAACAUUUUAUCCAGACACACAUUGUUUUAAAACAGAAUAGAUAAAAUUGAAUACAACAAAUUCCAUCAUGAAUUGUACUUUGCCACUAUAAAUACUGUAUCAUUAUUUGUUCACAUCAUACUGUACUAAUGGGACUGAUAGGGAAGAUUAGUUAUAAAAAUAAUGUCACCAUGCAAAAAAAAUCUUAAUGGUUUUUAAAAUAUUUUCAUGCAAUGUUGUUUUUUCUUGUAAUUUGUUUUAUUUUCUUGGGUGGGGGAGUGUGAAAUAUAAGAUGUUCUUGUACUCAGUAUUUCUCCAGGAGUUAAAAAGGGAGUAAAUUCAGCUCAGAGCAGUUGGUCAAAGCUUUACUGUAGGAGUCGGGAGCAUUUAAAGGAGGUUUUAAACCACUCAUCUCUGAUGACAAGAGGAUGAAUCCGGCCCUGUGGCAAUAGGUGAAUUCACAGCUUAGCUAUGUGAGCCUAUUUAACUGCUCAGAUAAUGCUUUUUUAUUUUAUUAUAAUUAUAUUUUAGGCUUUUUGGUAGCUAUCUUACUCUGUACAUUUAAAGCAGUCAUUACAUGUUAAGAGUUUUGACAUUUUUGUUGUCCCCCUCUGUGAUUGAGCAGUCGUAGGGGUUUUGGUGGGAUAGUGUAUUUGUAGUCUUGAAUUUAGAUUACCCUUGUGUUACAAAGUCUUUCCCUGUCAGUAACGUGGUUAUAAUUGCAGAGAAACGCCUCACUGUAAAAUA